CUUAGCAGCGCGAACACAAACUGGAGGAGUAGGUGCAGCAGGUUCGUGUGAUGGAGGACUUCUUCAUCAUCCUGCUGGACAAACAACAUCUGCAAAGAAAAAUAUGCGUGGUGGAGGGCGAGGGUCUGCUUCAUCAGUGGUUGUAGUAAAAAGAGAAGGAAAUAAUAAGGCAAGUACAUCAGCAGCCUCAGUCGGUGCUUUUCCGCUGUUGGGAAUGGGAGAACGAGAAAGGACUACAACACCACUGUUCAAGUUUACAGACAAUGACGAUGAAGAUGAGGUGCCCGAUUUGCAGCUGUCCCAGUUGCAAAUCGAUACAAAAGAUCACGCUGAUUUGAACAGAAGCGAGGAUCAUGGCGUACACUAUGGAGGUGGGUCCUCCGCGUCGGCCACUGCUGCUAUGGGUGUGCAAGAUCAAAUAGAGCAACCAAAACACGAUCUGAGGAGCGGCUCAGCGGUCCUCGCACCUACAACUACUUCUGAGGGCCUCUUACAACAGCAUCAGCCGAACGACAAUCAUCAACCUAGUAGUACACUUGAUGGUCUUCACCGGCCGCAACGAGGAGGGGACCACAAGUUUGCUGACCUAGAAGAUACAGAUGAGAGAGAGCAAGAUACAGAUGAGCUACAAGCGGGAACGUCGUUUUCCGACAUGGCAUGUUUUUUCCGCAGUGGCUUCUUUGCCUCAAGGUCAACUCUUAUGACAAAAGAUCAUUCAGAUUGAUAGUUACUGCCACCUGACUGUUUGCCAAAUAUUUGAGGUUGACUAAAUGACUGCGCCGUUCUCUUGCAUCAUUUGAGGUUGUUCUUGGUUUUAAUUGCGUCUCUGACUCUCUCACUCACACUCUCUUACAGACAUUAUAAAUAGUUCAAAAUCUCUUUCAUACUCGCCGCCCAACAGCAGUCAACUGCAUCUCCGGAAGAUCAUUUCCCUCGCCAAACAGACCAAGGACAAAUUGGUGGUCCGACAACAAGACCUUCUCGAGCUUCUACAACCGGUUCGUCAAGCUCCGCCAUCCCAAUCUUAGGCAGUUUCAUGCCACGCCUGAUGUGCGACUUUUGUGUAACUCGUGACCGACGCGACGAUGAUAGUACUACACCCUUCCCCUUCUGCGGAGAUCGUCCAGAGAUACCAGAAAAGCGAAAAAGUGUUGGACAUGAAGUUGUGACCACCCAACGAAAUGAACUGCAACGACCAGGGGGUGGACGUGCUGGUUAUCAGGGUGCUGAUCAAAGUGCUGGUCAAGGUCAGGGAAGAGAAACUGGCACCUGUUCAGGCCUAACUGCAUCUACUAUCACGACUACUUACUCUCAUGCUCUGACAGGGUCUUCAGCGGAUACAAAAAUGGGCUUCAACAUGUCACCAAGGCCGCCAGGUGUACUACGACACCAGGUACAACAGGGGUUAGAAACGUCAACAGAUGACCCACCACAAGAAGAUCAAGAUCCAGAAUUUCCUACGACUUCUAGCAAAAGACCGAGAAGAACUACUACUUCUACUAAAAGACAAGAACAACUACAACAACUUGUGGUCGUAGAUGACUUCGUGGUCGAACCAUCAAUAUCAACAAGUCUUGCUCCGAACGAGCAAGAUCAGCCAGAAGAGGAAGCAUUAUCUCAUGAGACGGGAGACCCUGAAGAUGAAGAAGAUUUUGAAGACCUUCUAGAAGAAGAAAGUAGCGGGAAUGAGGAAGAAAGCCUGUCACUGCAUAGCGGGUCCGUCAGCCGAGAAAACUUUUCAGACUCGGAAAACGAGCAAGGUCGACCGUCUUCGAUCGUCAACUCCGAGUCUACGCUAUUUUCCGAGGAUGCAGAGACUGGUUUUUAGAGAGGGGACUGGGCAAGUAGUUAACGAGGGAACCAGAGAACGAGAGGGCUCAAACAUGAAGAUCCUUAAGAACAAGAAUAAGAAACGUAUAUUUUUUUAAAGCAUCGAUUUCGAUGACUUUGACGAUCGUUGUGAAUCGAUGACGAUAUUGGGGAAGGGGACCAUUAGGUCUAAAAUCUGAGAAUUUUUUCUUCAGCCAUCUGAUAAUCUCUACCAGCGCAGUUACAUAGGACAGACCACAGAUAACGAAAACGAACAUCUUGAUUUUGAUACAACCCAAAGUUGCUAGUCAAAAUAUAAUGAUGAAGGACCAACAACAACAACAACAACUUGUCUUAUAGGAUACGUUGGUUUCGACAAUACGCCGGACGCGGACAUCCUUAGUGUCUACGCGCCUAAUCAUACACACAUAUAAUGAUGAUCUUCCACAUAUUGAUUCCCAUAACAGCAUACGUGGACUACGAUUUCCCCAGAUCAUAUUUACCCCUUUUCCCCAGGCAUGAUUGAUACCUUAUGAAAUCUGAAACUACAAGAUGAGAUGCCCG
Amoebophrya sp. A25 is the source of this 2373-nucleotide messenger RNA. Lineage: Eukaryota; Dinophyceae; Syndiniales; Amoebophryaceae. The record is from the annotation of a GenBank genome assembly.